Messenger RNA from Xylaria bambusicola, 976 nucleotides. RefSeq lists its product as uncharacterized. Lineage: Eukaryota; Fungi; Ascomycota; Sordariomycetes; Xylariales; Xylariaceae. The coding region runs from base 268 to 903 and encodes 211 amino acids. The record is from RefSeq and is a predicted model, not a curated record. The transcript is spliced from 5 exons.
AUUAUAGUCUCGCCGCACUACAGUAUCGUGCUUUGAUAUAUUGUUUCAUUUUGAGAUUCAGUGAAAUUCUUCAAGCCCCUAGUCUCUAGAGCUGUCAAUGCCAAGAUGCCAUGGCCAUCAACAGAUGCAUGCUCUAUUAUAGCCUAAUAAAAAUGAUACGAAAUGUAACGUUAAGACUUUCCUUCGAUCACCCCCAAGCACCAUAGCUUUUCUUCGGACGUAUCGCAUACAUAUUCCCUAGCCAAUAGCAAACAGGAUCUCACCAACAUGAAGGUAGCCGUCAGAGAUUUACACGCCUUCCUCGACUUCAUCAACCUCCGUGCCUCAAGCAGUGCAACUAUUAUCGAGGCUUCGGCUACACUUGUCCUCCCAAGCACUCCUAACCCCGUCAUAGGUAAUGUCGCCCUGUGGAGCGGCCUCCAACUAGACUCAGACUUCAUCCAAGGGGUCUCAGAGAACGCCCCAGCUGGCUUAGGUUACUGUGCCAAUCCUGCCGCGAACUGGUGCAACUUUGCAUAUGCCCUCGCCCCCAGUGCGCAGAAUGGCACAACAAUGGUUGCUGCUCCUGGAUCCAAAGUUCGGACGCAUUACAAGCUUAAUCCGUCAACAAGUCUGUGGGAUCAGGAUGUUUACGUAAACGAUCAGUUGGUAUCAACUGUAUCUACAAGUAAAGGACAGAAGGGAAAGAUAUUUUACGUUUCCGUAGAUUGUGUAGCUUCUCCUUGUUCCGCCGCCCCAGCACACAGCUGGGAAGAUAUCUCAAUUGUCUUGAGCGCCGCGAAUCCGAAAUUCAAACCAUCCGGGAGCUGGAAUUUCGGGGCGACUGGUGGUCAAAUGUCUAGUUCGGACGGUGGAAAGACUUGGGCAUUUACAACGGUCAACAUCCCUACUUCAUUAAAAUAGACUUUAGCAGUUAAAUAUUGUGCGUCUUCCUAUAAAUGUUAUUAGUUUUAAUAAAUAAAGAUGCUAAAAAAGC